This is a messenger RNA of Sebastes umbrosus (honeycomb rockfish), 701 nucleotides long. RefSeq names its product lactoylglutathione lyase-like. Bases 85 to 633 code for a protein of 182 amino acids. The transcript is spliced from 6 exons. The record is from RefSeq and is a predicted model, not a curated record. Gene Ontology annotation, molecular function: metal ion binding; lactoylglutathione lyase activity. Lineage: Eukaryota; Metazoa; Chordata; Actinopteri; Perciformes; Sebastidae.
CCGAGCAGCACCUGAAGGCAUCACAGCAGAGAAGGACAACCUGAGUGUUGCUCAGUGAGAGACAGCAGAGAGACUCAGAGAGCCAUGGAGGGCAAAGGAGGACUGAGUGAUGAGGCUGUGUCUGCGGCCUGCAAAGAAGGAGAUCCCAUCACCAAGGACUACAUGAUGCAGCAGACGAUGCUGAGGGUCAAAGAUCCGGUGAGAUCUCUGGACUUCUACACUCGGAUCUUGGGCAUGACCCUCCUCCAGAAAAUCGACUUCUCCUCGAUGCGUUUCACUCUCUACUUCCUGGGCUUCGAGGACAAGUCGGACAUCCCGGCCGAAAUCAAAGAGAGGACGGCGUGGACUUUCUCUCGCCGAGCCACCAUAGAGCUCACACAUAACUGGGGUUCAGAGUUAGAUGAAACUCUGUCGUACCACAACGGGAACAACGAGCCCAGAGGAUUUGGUCAUAUUGGCAUCGCUGUUCCUAAUGUUAAAGACGCCUGCAAAGUGUUUGAAGAGCAAGGAGUGACGUUUGUCAAGAAACCAGACUCAGGUAAAAUGAAGGAUCUGGCCUUCAUUCAGGACCCGGACGGCUACUGGAUCGAGAUUUUAAGUCCUAACAACAUGUUCUCAUUAAUGACACCGUAAAGUAGAGACACACUGGUCCCUCAGCUCCUUUUCUAAAAAACAAAACAAAUAAAAAACCCAAACAGAAA